AUGAUGCUCCCGCGGCGAUACACCCGCCUGUCGCGCCUGCCAAGGACGCUACUGUUCGACCUGCUGCCAGCGCUACUGCUGCUCUGGUCCAUCGUCGAAGUCAUCAGCAUCCGGCGCGCCCUGCAAGCCUCGGACGCCGCAGCUUCGCAAGCCGCCCACGCCUUCCAGCCGGGGGAGAAGGUCUUCAUCUCGAGCAUCCACCUGCACGACGAGCCGCUCCUACGCGCGCACUGGAACACGGCCGUGUUCGAGCUGGCGCAGGCCCUCGGCCCGGCCAACGUCUUCGUCAGCAUCUACGAGAGCAACAGCUACGACGACACCAAGGGCGCCCUGCGCGAGCUCGACGACAACCUCCGCCGCAUCGGCGCCCGCACCAACAUCGUGCUGGACACGGCCACGCGCGAGCAGGAGCUCCGCCGCGACGACGCCGCCGAUGGCUGGGUCAGGACCCCCGAGGGCAAGCGCGAGGUCCGCCGGAUCUCGUACCUCGCCCGUCUGCGCAACCGCACGCUGCAGCCGCUUGCGGACCUCGAGAAGCAGGGCUUCCGCUUCGAUAAGGUCGUCUUCCUCAACGACGUCGUCUUCACCGCACACGACGUGCUCAAGCUCCUCGCCACGCACUCCGGCCACUACGCCGCAGCCUGCGCGCUAGACUUCAAAGCCCCGCCAACCUUCUACGACACGUUCGCCCUGCGCGACCUAGCGGGGCAUCCCCCGCUGCACCCCACGUUCCCGUACUUCGCGGCGCCCGCCUCGCGCAGGGCGCUCAAGGCCGGCGCCCCCGCCCCCGUGCGCAGCUGCUGGAACGGGCUGCUAGCCAUGGACGCGGCGCCGUUCUACACGAAGCUGGCACCCUUGCGCUUCCGGGCGCUGCCCGACGCGCUCGCGUCGACCCACCUCGAGGCGUCCGAGUGCUGCCUCGUGCACGCAGACAACCCGUACAGCGGUGCGCACGGCGUCUUCGUGAACCCGGCCGUGCGCGUCGCGUACAACAAGGUGGCGUACGACGGCGUCAAUCCCGCGCCUGGGGGCGGCGGGGCGUGGGUCUCGCUGUGGCGGCUGUGGCAGGGCGUCUGGGCCAACAGGGGCAUGCGCGUGCUGGGACUGUUGGAUCGCACAAGGGCGCACGCGGAGAUGGUGGUCGGGGAGCGGGUGAGGGCGUGGGAGAAGCGCAUGCGCAAGUCGGAGCCCGGCGCGUUUUGCUCGGUCGAUGAGAUGCAGGUGCUGCGUAUGGAUGGGUGGGCGCAUGUUUGA
Molecule: messenger RNA, 1254 nt
Organism: Aplosporella prunicola CBS 121167
Lineage: Eukaryota; Fungi; Ascomycota; Dothideomycetes; Botryosphaeriales; Aplosporellaceae
Product: glycosyltransferase family 69 protein
Exons: 2
Coding region: 1-1254 (417 amino acids)
Source: RefSeq, a predicted model, not a curated record